AUUGGACCAGUCAACAACUGGAAGGUUUUGCAAUUUACAAGGUUGCUGGCUAUUCGUUCCCUUGUUCCUUGUUUCCAUGGGUGUGACCCAGUAUAAGUUGAGCUGUGAGUUCUGCUCACAUGAACUUUAUUUGAGCGAUGGAAGGCAGAUCACUGAUACCGACAGCUCUUGUGCUGCUGGUGUACUUGCUGACAUUUCUCUCGUUUACCUACUGCCUGUCUGAAGAACAGAAGCAAGUCGUGAAAGUCCACAAUAAUUAUCGAUCACAGGAGGGUGCAACCAACAUGCUUAAAAUGUCCUGGGAUUCAGGUCUGGAAAACAUCGCCAAGACAUAUGCAGCCAAAUGCAUAUGGGAACAUAACCCAGAAAGGGGAAAUGUGGGGGAAAACUUGUUUGUGGGAACUGGUAAAUUCAACGUCGGGAACGCAAUAAAGAGUUGGUACGACGAAAAGCCUUAUUACACAUUCGAAACUAUGGGCUGUGCUGCAGAUAAAAAGUGUGGACACUAUACUCAGGUUGUAUGGGCAAAUAGUAAUAAGGUUGGCUGUGCCCAUUACUUUUGUAAGACAGUGGAAGGUCUGGAUUUGAAGGACGCAACUAUUCUGGUGUGCAAUUAUUCACCUCCUGGUAACUAUAAAAACCAGAAACCAUAUAGAAAAGGGAAGUCCUGCAGUGAAUGUCCAAAAGGAUACUCAUGUCAGGGGAAUCUUUGCAGUAACAACAUGCAAGGAGGCUCCAAUGGUGUGAAUUUAGUAAUGUUCUCUAGUACUACUCUGGUUGUUUUAAUGUUAGUAGCUUUGUAUUCCUUAUGAAGCAAGAAAGCAGUGAAAGAGAGGUUUGGCCCACCUAAUAAAUUAUAUACAUUUAACUUAAACCUUAAAAGGUUUACUUGGCUCCUGUUGAAUCUGCAUGGAUCUCCAUCAACAAUGUUAUCAAAUCACUUCUCUUAGCCUGAAUCUUGUUAAGUUGCUGUUAGUUCUUACAUCAAAGUAAUUUUCAACUAAGUUGAACUCUGUAGUACAAAUGUUGAAUAACAUCUUCACUCUGUUUCACUUGAUGCUUGAUGACAAUAGAUUGUUGCCUGGAUAUAGAUGUUUGAAAUAAAUAAUAAAUAUUGUCAGUCUGCGGUA
Molecule: messenger RNA, 1130 nt
Organism: Callorhinchus milii (elephant shark)
Lineage: Eukaryota; Metazoa; Chordata; Chondrichthyes; Chimaeriformes; Callorhinchidae
Product: peptidase inhibitor 16
Exons: 5
Coding region: 138-812 (224 amino acids)
Cellular component (GO): extracellular region
Source: RefSeq, a predicted model, not a curated record